AUGUCCAAGAACAAUACUAGAGAUUUGUCUCACACAUUCACUUUAACGUGUAUUACAUUUUUGAUUUGUACAGGAUAUAUUUAUAGAGAUUUGCAUGUACCAUUUGAGACUGCAAGGGAUGCGCUGAUUGCACAACGUGUUUUACAGCCUGACCCGAUACUGAGACCUGAGGAUUUCCAAGUAGAAUACGAGGCCAAGGCUACUGUACUGGAUAUACAUUUCAAAGCCAUAGAUGAUCGGGUACUGAGAACUUACGCAUACCAGGGUUCAAUGUCUAUUUUCCAUUUAUUAGGAACAGAUGACUCAGAAGUGGUUUCCAAAUUACGCUACAUUGGUCAAGGGAGGAGGGGAUUAAAGAGCUCCUCUUACCAAGUAUACCACAAGAUGCUAUUAUGUACUAUUCGCUACACAGACCAUAUAUAA
Molecule: messenger RNA, 423 nt
Organism: Nakaseomyces glabratus
Lineage: Eukaryota; Fungi; Ascomycota; Saccharomycetes; Saccharomycetales; Saccharomycetaceae
Gene: PCC1
Product: chromatin DNA-binding EKC/KEOPS complex subunit PCC1
Source: RefSeq, a predicted model, not a curated record